Molecule: messenger RNA, 405 nt
Organism: Oppiella nova
Lineage: Eukaryota; Metazoa; Arthropoda; Arachnida; Sarcoptiformes; Oppiidae
Source: the annotation of a GenBank genome assembly
ACCAGAGCCACGAUCGACAGACUUCUUCAGUUUGAUUUGGGAUCUCUUUACCGAAGUAUUUCUGAUUAUGUGAGUCCCAUAUUCUUCGGCAAAGCUAUGGAAGACUUAAAAGAAGACAAACUGAAGGAAACGCUCGACUUAUUCGACUCAAUGGUAGCCAAAGAGCGGUUCCUCUGCGGCGACGACCUGUCUUUGGCCGACAUCUCGAUCAUCACCGGUCUGUCACUACUGGAGGCCACGGACUACCCGUUGAGCCUUUGGAGGAAUGCUUGCAAAUGGAUGGACGGAGUGAAGGAUCGGCUCAAAGACUUCUACAAAGAGAUGAACGCAAAGGCCAUCGAAAACACGCGACAAUACGUGAAGUUCUUGAGAGACGUCAAAACAGACAUCAAAACCGAUAAAUGA